This is a messenger RNA of Hippopotamus amphibius kiboko, 1573 nucleotides long. RefSeq names its product KDEL endoplasmic reticulum protein retention receptor 3 (gene KDELR3). Gene Ontology annotation, cellular component: cis-Golgi network; membrane; endoplasmic reticulum. Bases 194 to 838 code for a protein of 214 amino acids. The transcript has 5 exons. The record is from RefSeq and is a predicted model, not a curated record. Gene Ontology annotation, biological process: protein retention in ER lumen; endoplasmic reticulum to Golgi vesicle-mediated transport. NCBI's taxonomy places the organism in Eukaryota, Metazoa, Chordata, Mammalia, Artiodactyla, Hippopotamidae. Gene Ontology annotation, molecular function: ER lumen protein retrieval receptor activity.
GCUCGGGCGGCGGCGCUUCCUGGCUCCCUGGCGCGGCGGCCGGCCCGGCCACGUCACCGCCCGGCCAAGAGCGCGCUGGCGGAGCUCGGGGGCGCGGGCAGGGGCGCGGGACCCAGAGGCCGGGGCCGGGGACGUGGCAGCCGCCUCGCCCGCCAGAAAGUUUGCCGGGAGUUGGCUGCGCGCGGGCCGGACCAUGAACGUGUUCCGUAUCCUCGGCGACCUGAGCCACCUCCUGGCCAUGAUCUUGCUCCUGGGGAAGAUCUGGAGGUCCAAGUGCUGCACCGGCAUCUCUGGGAAGAGCCAGAUCCUUUUCGCGCUCGUCUUCACCACCAGGUACCUGGACCUGUUCACCAACUUCAUCUCCAUCUACAACACAGUAAUGAAGGUGGUUUUUCUCCUCUGUGCCUAUGUCACAGUGUACAUGAUCUAUGGGAAAUUCCGGAAAACAUUUGACAGUGAGAAUGACACAUUCCGUCUGGAGUUUCUUCUGGUCCCAGUCAUUGGCCUCUCCUUUCUUGAAAACUACAGUUUCACUCCUCUGGAGAUCCUCUGGACUUUCUCUAUCUACCUGGAGUCAGUGGCCAUCCUGCCGCAGCUCUUCAUGAUCAGCAAGACUGGAGAGGCAGAAACCAUCACUACUCACUACCUGUUCUUUCUUGGGCUCUACCGGGCCCUCUACUUGGCUAACUGGAUCAGGCGGUACCAGACUGAGAAUUUCUAUGACCAAAUUGCAGUGGUGUCUGGCGUAGUACAAACCAUCUUCUACUGCGACUUCUUCUACUUGUAUGUGACCAAAGUCCUUAAAGGAAAGAAGCUGAGUCUUCCAAUGCCAAUUUGAAGGUCCUCAGAGAUGUUCUACACCUGAACAAGGACACGAAGCAAACCAUAUGAAGUGUUCUCCUGGGCAACUUACACAUGACUCAGACCUAAUGUUAGAACUGAAGUCACAAAAAUGCUUAGUCUGGAACUCAGCAAAGCACUGAUCAUUCUAUCUAGAAGACCUUCUUAUCAACAUCCCCUUUAAAUCAGAGGCAAUUAAAACUUGGACCAAUUACUCAAGUAUGGUACCCUUACAAUGUCAACUAGACCAUCACAAAAACCUUAGGUGCUUAACCCAUGAAUGGAUCAAGUCAACUACUGCUAAGGCCCUAGUGUGAGACUCAUGCUAAGGAACAGCCAACCCCAAUCUGGGAAAUAUGCCCCCACUGUGUAUAAGGCAAAAGCCCCAAAUGAAGAUCAUAGUCCCAACUAUUAGAAGUAUCCUGUUGUGAUUUAAUUUUCACUUUCUAGGUAGGAAACCAUCAAGUUUAGGGAGUCAAGAUACAAAGGUGAUGUGACAGGUGGGAAAUGUUAUGAGGAAACAAAUACCCCAGGCUCUACCUACUAGGUAUUGUUGUUGCUCUGUGACUCAAAUUUAUGCAUUAAGAACAAUUAAUCCCACCUCCCUCUCACAUUUUUAGGUGCUAAGGUGUUAGUCAAUCCAGCAUGGUCUUGAAGCAAAUAAAAACUCUUUUUGAGAGACUGUCAUUGGGCUACCAUCAGAUUUUUUAAGCAAUAAAAAUCUCACACCUUA